This is a messenger RNA of Zophobas morio, 1960 nucleotides long. RefSeq names its product eukaryotic translation initiation factor 2D (gene eIF2D). Gene Ontology annotation, molecular function: RNA binding; translation initiation factor activity. The record is from RefSeq and is a predicted model, not a curated record. NCBI's taxonomy places the organism in Eukaryota, Metazoa, Arthropoda, Insecta, Coleoptera, Tenebrionidae. Gene Ontology annotation, biological process: translational initiation; formation of translation preinitiation complex. The transcript is spliced from 6 exons. The coding region runs from base 202 to 1896 and encodes 564 amino acids.
GAUUUCAAAAUAAACCCCCAUUGUACCCAACCCCCAUCGUUUCCUAGUACAUAAACAAUUUAAUCAAGUUCAUGGAAAAUUACAUAAUUAAACUGCCAGAAAUUAACGUUGACGUGUCGCCUAUUUUUAUCUUUGUUUACGGAAUGUCAGUUGUCACUUGAUUGUUGGUUAUGUUUAAUUUUGGCGCUCCAUGUGAUAAAAAUGUUUAAAAAACCGGUGAAAAUCAAAAGCAAUAGCCAAGUUAAAGGAUCGGAUAGAAAAAACGUCAAGGAGAGACUUCUCAAAGCGUUUCCUAACCUCACUGAAGCGGACGUUGAAAAUUUGCUCCCAAAGAAGGAAAUCAUCGCUGUUAUUAAACUAACGACGGCUGCUAAUGACAUUGUGCAAGUUUACACUGUCCAGAAACGCCCUAUUGCUUUUGAUGUCCGCGGCACGCUUUUUCCUACAAUUUAUUUACUGUGGAAGUUUCAUGAUUUGGUUCCAGUUUACACCACGCACUCACAGGUGCUUUCUUACUUGUCGUCUGGCGCAGACUUGAUGUUACCAGGUGUUAUAACACCACCAGCGACUUCUGGUUUGUCCAAAUAUGGUAAUUUACCAGAAGGGACGAUGGCGUGUGUUAACACCACCGAUAACAAAGCUGCUAUAGCUGUAGGUGUUACAGCACAGAGUUCCGCGGACAUGUUAUCAUCAGGCGGUAAAGGCAAAUGUCUGACUAUUUAUCACGUCUAUGGCGAUAAAUUGUGUACUUUGGAAGGUCUUCCAAAUAUUCCAGUUGACGAUUUGGGGCCUCCUGAGUGGCUAAAACUCAGUAAUUAUGAUGAAGAUUUUCCAGAGUUGGGAGCGUCUAAAGAAUCCCCUAGUAACGAGGAAGUUCCAAAAGUGCCCAAUAACGACCCUUGUGACGACGCCAAUAAUGAAGGAAACUCAGAAGAGAGUAAAGAAGAAUCGCCAGUUUGCACCACUGAAGAAAUGGAUGACUUACUCAAUCACUCUUUUUUUGUUACUAUAAAAUACUCAAAAACCUUGACUCUUCCAAUCUUAACGUCAAAUUUUUACAAACUACAAAUGAUGCCGGUUUGCCCUGAGGGAAAAUCGCUUGACAUCAAGAAAUCCUCCUUCAAGAAACUCAAACCGUUUUUAGAUAGUUUGAGCAAGGAGGGUCUGAUUACAAUAAAAGAAGCAAAAAAGGGAGUGGAAUCAAUAACUGCCAUUAAUAAAGACCAUCCAAGGUUUGCCGAAUUUUACCUAGAGCCUUCACUGCGUCCUAGAAAAGACGAAGAAGAAGGUGCGUGCGCACCACUGACUAGCGUCACCGAAUCUUACAUUAUAACACCAAAUGUGUUGCCUAUAUUUGCAGAAACUGGCUUAAAUAAAGGCGAUACUGUGCAAAUGACACAAAUUAGACAACACGUGGUAGAAUACGUGAAGAAAAAUAACUGCCAAAAUGACGAGAAUAAAAGGCUAGUUAAACCUAAAGACGCUUUAAUAAAAAUAUGUAAAACGGAAAAUUUAAUCACGUGGGAGGAGGUGAUGGAAAAAGUUUGUGAAGCAAUGAAGUCUUGCUACAAAGUCACCUCAGGAAACGAGGAGCUUGUGAAUAAAGGCAAAGUUUCUCCAAUAACGCUCACAGUUAGUCAGAGAUCUGGCAACAAAAAAGUGACUCUUGUUGAUAAUUUGGAGCUCUUUGGAAUCCGAAUCGCCGAUUUUGCGAAAGAAUGCCAACAUGGUGUAGCCGCUAGCACUAGUAUUAGUAAACCUCUAGGGAAAAAAUGUGAUCAAUUGUUAGUGCAAGGGAAUCAAGUUUUGUUUGUACAUAAUUUGUUAACAGAAAAGUAUAAAAUCCCUGCGAAAUACAUAAAAGGCUUAGAAAACGCCCCAAAGAAGAAGAAAUAAAACACCAAUAUUUUUAUACUUGUAUUUGUGGUUUUUGAAUAAAAUAUUUUGACAUUUUGAUUGA